CGCCGUCACGUGACGCGGGGUCAACCCCGGAUGCUCAGCCCCGGCUCCUGCCGCUUCCCUCCGGCUUUCCCUCGGCUCCUGCUCUCUCCGCCUCAUCCCAGGAUCCCAGACUGCGGCUGGCCACGAUGGGCUCGCGGGGCCCGCCGGGCGAGUGACGAGCGGCGAGCGGUGCCCAGGUGCGGCCCCGGAGCGGUGGGCGGGCGCCCGAGACCCGAGCGGCCGCAGGAGGCUCCUGGGGUCCACCGCCCUCUCCCGGUCUCCGGGGCCGGGCCGGGCCGCGCUGCAGCCCCCGAGCUCCGCGCACUCGCAGCCUCCUCGCCAAUGCUUCAGAAGGCGCUGUCGGCGCUCCAGGCUCAGGAUGUGGGCGAGCAGGUGGAGACGCUCAUGCUACAUCCGGUGAUCAAGGCUUUCCUGUGUGGCUCCAUCAGUGGGACCUGCUCCACCCUCCUUUUCCAACCUCUAGAUGUCCUCAAAACGCGUCUGCAGACACUCCAGCCCACCUCCCACGGAUCCAGACGCGCCGGGAUGUGGACUGUGCUCCUGAAGGUCGUUCGCACGGAGAGUCUUCUGGGCCUCUGGAAAGGGAUGACCCCAUCUAUAGUGAGGUGUGUCCCUGGGGUUGGAAUCUACUUCGGCACUCUCUACUCGUCCAAGCAAUACUUCCUACGCGGCCAUCCUCCCACUGCCCUGGAGUCAGUCAUGCUGGGCGUGGGCUCUCGCUCAGUCGCAGGGGUCUGCAUGUCUCCCCUCACUGUGGUCAAGACACGUUACGAGAGUGGGAGGUAUGGCUACAAGAGCAUCUACACAGCCGUGAGGAGCAUCUACCGAGACGAGGGCCACCGGGGCCUUUUCAGUGGCCUGACGGCUACACUCCUUCGCGAUGCUCCUUUCUCUGGAAUCUACCUGAUGUUUUACACUCAAACCAAAAAUAUUUUGUUCCACGACCAGCUGGAUGCAGCCCUUACGCCUGUUGUAAACUUCAGCUGUGGAAUAUUUGCUGGUAUUCUGGCCUCGUUGGUGACUCAGCCUGCAGAUGUGAUCAAAACCCAUAUGCAGCUCUCGCCAGUGAAAUUCCAGUGGAUCGGACAGGCAGUGACUCUCAUUUUCAAAGACUACGGACUGCGAGGCUUCUUCCAGGGCAGUGUCCCCCGGGCCCUCCGCAGGACUCUGAUGUCAGCCAUGGUGUGGACCGUUUACGAGGAGAUGAUGGCUAAGAUGGGGCUGAAGUCCUGAGCAAGAGGAGACUGGGAAAGGAUGGGACCUGGUGCCCUGCCCGGCUCCUGGCCAAGGCUGCUUCAUCUCCGGGCAGUUGCUUUACCUUCAAUUACUACUUCAAGCAAAGAAGGAGUGGAUGGGUCUGACUCAGGCCUUGGGAAUCUCCCCAAAGAGGAGUCAAGGAAAACUAUAGCACACUGGGGAAUUCAGAGAAGUGUUUGUGGUUUCCAUAAGGUUACCGGAAAGAGGCAUGCCCAGAGAGAGCUCUGUUGAGUAGCCCCACCUAACCACAUCAGCCUUCUUUGGGAACUGAAAGCCCAAGGAGCUGUGGGGGGGGUGGCAGGAAGUACUGGGCCUUCUUCCCCCAGAGAGAGGAGUCACUACUGCUAGGCUGAAGUCUGAAUCUGAGGUGAUGUUAGGGUGAGAAAGAAAAGACGACAUUUAAUUGGCUCCGAAUCAACUUCUCAGACACUCUGGAAAAUAAGAGGACAGUGACUUCCUACCCUCUUAAACGUCCAAAUAAAAGUUUCUCAGUCUUGA
Erinaceus europaeus (western European hedgehog) is the source of this 1755-nucleotide messenger RNA. It is a transcript of the gene SLC25A38, whose product is annotated as solute carrier family 25 member 38. Gene Ontology annotation, biological process: glycine import into mitochondrion. Gene Ontology annotation, molecular function: glycine transmembrane transporter activity. The transcript has 7 exons. Gene Ontology annotation, cellular component: mitochondrial inner membrane; mitochondrion. Bases 31 to 1233 code for a protein of 400 amino acids. The record is from RefSeq and is a predicted model, not a curated record. Lineage: Eukaryota; Metazoa; Chordata; Mammalia; Eulipotyphla; Erinaceidae.